Messenger RNA from Pieris brassicae (large cabbage white), 553 nucleotides. Its product is annotated as protein Fer3-like. The transcript is spliced from 4 exons. The record is from RefSeq and is a predicted model, not a curated record. The coding region runs from base 77 to 553 and encodes 158 amino acids. Gene Ontology annotation, biological process: regulation of transcription by RNA polymerase II; developmental process. Lineage: Eukaryota; Metazoa; Arthropoda; Insecta; Lepidoptera; Pieridae. Gene Ontology annotation, molecular function: RNA polymerase II transcription regulatory region sequence-specific DNA binding; protein dimerization activity; DNA-binding transcription factor activity, RNA polymerase II-specific.
CGACGUGUCCUGGCUUUGGUCAGACAGUUUUUGUUGGACAGUGUGAAAACCAGGUCUCAAAAUUCAUUUCCCGCUGAUGUCCUACGGCAGUGAGACGCCGCACAUUUGGAGUAGCUCGUCUGGAAGCGAGGUCUCUCCAUACGGCCCUUUGUGGGACGCUCCUCCAGCGCCAGUACCAUAUCCAGACAUCCUGGCGUUUCCACCUGCCGACCUAGUUUGGUCGGCGGCAGGAUGUGGAAGGGGACCUCGGUCGACUUCAAGCGGGAAAAAGGUCCGCCGCCGGGUUGCAUCCGUCGCACAGCGGCGCGCCGCAAAUAUUCGUGAACGUAGACGAAUGUUUAAUCUCAAUGAAGCGUUUGACAAGCUAAGACGAAAGGUACCAACUUUCGCGUACGAGAAACGUCUUUCCCGCAUCGAGACGUUGCGCCUGGCUAUUACCUACAUCAGUUUCAUGUGUGAGCUACUUCAUGGAUCACCACAACCUCAUCACACCUCCCACCCCACAUUACAUUCAAGACAAAUCUUCGAGAACGAUGUACCAUGGUGCGCAUAG